This is a messenger RNA of Lolium perenne, 306 nucleotides long. Lineage: Eukaryota; Viridiplantae; Streptophyta; Magnoliopsida; Poales; Poaceae. The record is from RefSeq and is a predicted model, not a curated record.
AUGCAUCCUGUCCUGUGUUUCCAGGAGUAUAGAGAUCCAGAUGUUGCCACAAAGGUAUGGCUACGUUCAGACCUGCAUACCGCACCACAGCACCACCGCGCCUCCGCUGUCGCCGUGCCGUGCCGCUCCAACGCCACCGGCGUGCGGGAGCGCCGCAGUGGCCCGUUCUACGUGGAGAUCCAUUCCGGGCCGGAACGGAUCAACCUCGGCACGUACGAGACGGCGCACGAGGCGACGCGCGCCUACGACCCGAUAGCCUGGCGCCUCGGCCGCCCCCGCGCGGAGAUGAACUUCCACGACGUCUAG